This is a messenger RNA of Sitophilus oryzae (rice weevil), 1436 nucleotides long. RefSeq names its product myb-like protein D. The record is from RefSeq and is a predicted model, not a curated record. NCBI's taxonomy places the organism in Eukaryota, Metazoa, Arthropoda, Insecta, Coleoptera, Curculionidae. The transcript is spliced from 3 exons. The coding region runs from base 198 to 1295 and encodes 365 amino acids.
AUUUCUAGCAACAAAAAAAAUUCCAGAAUAAACAAUUAUAUGUUUUAGAUUAUUGUUUUAUUUUUAGGAGAUAAGAUUAAGACCAAAUUUGCUAAUGUAUCGAAUGAAUCUAACUCAGACAGACAGUGCGGUAUACAAAGAUAUUUCUAACCAAAAAUAUAAUAAGGCUAGUGAAUUUUAUACACCUAUCUGCGAUUAUGUCUAUGAACGAAUUAUGUGUCACUUUACAACAUUGUGUCGAAAAAUUCGAGGAACAAAUCAAAUACGACUUAAACGAGCUCCAAAACGUCGUUUCCAGUCAAAAACUUGAUGACGUAAAACUUUCCCUGGAAAAAGCGAAGAACUAUCAUUAUGAGGAAAUAACCUCCUCUACCCAAGACCUGAUGAAAAUCGUAGAGAAAAUUACUUUUCACAUGAAGCAAAUUGAUUGGCUCAACGAUGAACAAAAUAUCAACAAGGAAACGCUAAGAAACUUUUCGUACGUGCAAAGACAAGUAUUUGCAUUCUCUCAAAAUGGGGGUGGUAAUAAUAACUCUCCUUCAAUUUUACGACCGAUGACAGAUGUCAAAAGAAACCAACGGAAAUCGACAUCUUUAGAUUCUAUUGGUUCUCUCGAAACUUGGGAAAACUAUUUAGAAAAUAAGGAAAAAGAAAAUAAAGAAAUCGAUAAAAAGAUUGAAAAUACUCGUAAAGGUGUUGUUAAAAGAACUCAGUCUGAUGCAAAGAAACGAAAAAAGUUUGUCUCUUCAACUAUGGAAGUGUUUUUGGAUCAAGACAGGGAGGUUUUAGACCCGAUAUUAGAAGAUGCAUUUAAUCCAGAAGAUGCAGAUGUAUAUGUACUAGUUAAUGAAUCAGAUUGUGGUGAAGAUAAUAUUCAUAAUAGUGAUCAGAGACUGUUUUUGUCUGAAUUGGCAGAAGUAUCAGAGGCUUCAGAUAAUGUAAAUAGAUUAAAAAAUAAUAAUUUUAAUAUAAAUAAUAAAAUGUCUUCUAAUGUAUCAGACAGUUGUGAUGAUUGUGUGAACGAAAGUAAUGAAAAACUCUCUCAUUCCCGAUGGCCUGCAGUAGCAGAUAAUGUGAAAAGUUUAGAAAAUAAUAGUUUAAUUAAAAACACUGAAAUUUCUUCUAAUAAGAUUAAAGAAACUCACCAUUUUGGUGAAACUGUAAAUGGAAACCAGAUAGUUGAUAGUGAAGAAAUCUUAGAAGGAAAUAUUGACAAGUCUACAAGAAAAAACAACGAAGAAGAUAGAGCUAAACCAAGAGUUAUUCAAUUAAUUUACAAGAAGGACCCUUCCUAAAAAGAACCCAUUGGCGAUAUUCUCAAUCUAAUCUAUAUUAAAGAGACUGCAAAUUAGUUAUUUAUAAAAUUCUUGUUAAAGGAAAUACUUUAUGGUGACAAUAAAUUAUUGUAAAAUUUCAAAAUAAAACGAUACCUCGAA